AUGUCGUUGAACAUCUUCCGAGUCCUGGGGGACUUCUCCCAUCUAGCAUCAAUCUUUAUCCUUCUACAUAAGAUGACCGAGCUCAAUGGCUGCACAGGCAUAUCCUUCAAGUCGCAAGCCUUAUACCUGAUGGUCUACGUGACACGAUACCUAGAUUUGUUCAGCACCGAGAGCAUCUACAACAUCAUCUUCAAGAUCCUCUUCAUCGGGUCGCAGGGCUACAUCGUGUACCUGAUGACGACCAAGUACAAGCCGACGCACGACCCGAACCUCGACACCUUUCGCGUGCAGUACCUGCUGGGCGGCGCCGCCGUGCUCGCCCUGCUCAUCCCCUACAAGUACACCCUGUCUGAGAUCCUGUGGGCCUUCUCCAUCUGGCUCGAGUCGGUCGCCAUCCUGCCGCAGCUCUUCAUGCUGCAGCGCACCGGCGAGGCCGAGACCAUCACCACCCACUACCUGUUCGCGCUCGGCAUCUACCGCGGCCUCUACAUCCCCAACUGGAUCUACCGCUACUUCACCGAGCCCAACCACAAGGCCGACUGGAUCGCCAUCGUCGCUGGGCUUGUCCAGACCGUCCUGUACAGCGACUUCUUCUGGAUCUACUACACCAAGGUCAUGAAAGGCAAGAAGUUCAAGCUGCCGGUAUAA
Molecule: messenger RNA, 648 nt
Organism: Anthostomella pinea
Lineage: Eukaryota; Fungi; Ascomycota; Sordariomycetes; Xylariales; Xylariaceae
Source: the annotation of a GenBank genome assembly